AUGUCUGGUGCUUUGGAAGGUAUUUAUGAGCCCGGCGUGGUCGACCCCGGCUAUCCCUCAACUGAGGGAACUACCCCUUUCUGGCAUUCUCAACCACAUCCUCGCGCCAACCAUCAAUCAGAAUGGCCCCAGGGUGUUAUCGACGUUGUUAUUAUUGGUGCCGGCCUUACCGGGAUGAGCCUGGUACGAAACUUGCUAAAGAAGAAGCCAGGAAUUCGCAUCGUCCUGGUUGAUGCUCGAUCACUGUGUUCCGGCGCUACAGGCCGUAACGGUGGCCACUGCAAGACUAUGACAUUUGCUAUGUGGGAGGAGCGAAAGCACUCAUUUGGCAUUGAAGAGGCCGUGCGUAUUUCGGCCUUUGAGCAUGCACAUCUGGAAGCCAUGGCCACUGCAAUCCGUGAGGAUGGUAUUGAUUGCGAUCUGGUCCUCACGCAGGGCAUCGAGGCCUAUUACGACCAAAAGGACUUUGAGAAGGCUAUUGCCGGCCUCGAAGACAUGCGUGCCCACGCACCUCACCUGGCAGAGAAGCACCAAGUCCACACAGAUCAGUCAUACCUACGAGACGUUCUCAAGUUGUCAUCCCGUGCUGUAGGCGCCAUCUCGAUUCCAGCAGCCUCUAUGUGGCCUUAUAAAUGGGUCACGGGCGUCCUUGGUCCUUUGAUUGACCAGGGCAGAAUCAAUGUCCAGACACACACGCCCGUCACAAGUAUCGUUGACUUUAAGGAGGACGGAUAUGCGACUGUCAAGACCAAUCGGGGCGAAAUUCGCGCAAAGGAUGUCGUCCACGCCACAAACGCCUGGCUUGGCCACCUGCUACCGGAGCUUCGACCAUUUAUCUCUCCCGUCAGGGGCAAUGUCGUGGCAUACGCUCCAACAGCAGAUGGAAAGUCGCCGUUGGGUCUCGGAAGCGACUAUUCGCUCUGGUUGCGAUACGGUGUCAAGGACUACGACUACCUUAUUCAGCGCAAGGAUGGUCGUGCCAUUGUCGGACGGGCCAACACUGGCCGCAAGGCAGUGGGCGAUGAUAGCGAGAUGGAUCUGAGCCCAAUGGCACAUCUACGAGGUUUUGCUCAUGAAGCGCUCGCCAGUCCUGACCGAGACGCUGCCACCAAAAUUUCUCACGAGUGGGCUGGCAUCUUGGCUUUCUCUCAAGACGCGGUUCCUUUUGCUGGUCGUUUGCCUUUCCCUGGACGCACGCAUCAAUGGGUCUGUGGAGGAUAUCAUGCCACGGGUAUGAUCAAGGCAUUCCUUACUUCUCGGAUGGUCGCUGGCCUGAUCCUCGGAGAGAAGCCAGACGAUGACUUUCCCAGGUCUAUCUUUACUACCGAUGACCGAAUUCGACAGUUAAGGAUUUCUUUAGAGAGGGGAGUGCCAGUACAGAUCAAGGCACGGCUUUAG
This is a messenger RNA of Fusarium keratoplasticum, 1398 nucleotides long. RefSeq names its product DAO domain-containing protein. Lineage: Eukaryota; Fungi; Ascomycota; Sordariomycetes; Hypocreales; Nectriaceae. Bases 1 to 1398 code for a protein of 465 amino acids. Gene Ontology annotation, molecular function: oxidoreductase activity. The transcript has a single exon. Gene Ontology annotation, cellular component: cytoplasm. The record is from RefSeq and is a predicted model, not a curated record.